Dermatophagoides pteronyssinus (European house dust mite) is the source of this 3359-nucleotide messenger RNA. RefSeq lists its product as uncharacterized. Lineage: Eukaryota; Metazoa; Arthropoda; Arachnida; Sarcoptiformes; Pyroglyphidae. Gene Ontology annotation, cellular component: membrane. Gene Ontology annotation, molecular function: ATP binding; ATP hydrolysis activity; ABC-type transporter activity. The record is from RefSeq and is a predicted model, not a curated record.
AAAAUCUUCUUUAUUUAUAAAAUUUUAAUUCAUUCAAUUUUUUUUCUUCUCAUCUCAUCUCAUCAAUAAAUCGAUCAGCGAAUAACUAAUUUAACAACAACAACAACGACGACGAAAAACAAAAAUGGCAUUGACAAAUUCAUCAGCGGUCGAUGUUGAAAAUUUAACAUUUUCAUAUACACGACAUGGAUCAAAUCUUGAAUCAAUUAAUAUGCAUGUACCACGUGGUACAAUUUAUGGUUUAUUAGGUCCAUCCGGUUGUGGUAAAACAACAUUAUUACGUUGUAUUGUUGGUCGUUUGAAACCACGUUGUGGUAAUGUAAACGUUUUUGGUUAUCGACCAGGUACAAAAGAAUGUGGUAUACCUGGACCAAAUAUUGGCUAUAUGCCACAAGAAUUAUCAUUAAUAACACAAUUUACUGUAAGAGAAACACUUGAGUAUUAUGCCGGUUUUGCCAAACAAACAUCACAUAUGCAACCAUUAGAAUCACGUAUCGAAUUUUUAUUAAAAUUAUUGGAUAUAAGUGAUUUUGAACAUUGUUAUACGGAUCGUUUAUCCGGUGGUCAACAACGUCGUGUUUCAUUGGCUGUAGCAAUGAUUAAUGAACCGCCAUUAUUGAUAUUGGAUGAACCAACUGUAGGUGUUGAUCCUAUUGUUCGUGAAUCUAUCUGGUCAUAUUUAGUGGAUCAAAGUAAAAAUGGCCUAACAGUCAUAGUAACCACACAUUAUAUUGAAGAAGCCGGAUCAGCAGAUAAAGUUGGUUUCAUGCGACAAGGUCGUAUAUUGGCCGAAGGAAAUCCAAAUUAUCUAAUGUUACAAAAUAAUGUGGUAUCAAUGGAACGUUUAUUUUUGAAAUUAUCUCAACAAGAUGAUUUUCAUCAUCAUUCAAAUAGUACGAGCCAAUUAGAAAAUGGAUCACCAUAUCCAAAAGAUAUUUUAUUGCAACUGGAUCCUCAAAAGAAUCAUAAGAUUCUUAAUAUGAAUAAUCAUCAUAAUAAUCAUCUUCAUCAUAAUAAUUAUGUUACGGAAAAUGGUGGAUCACCGGCCGUUGCUAUUGCAGCAACAAUUGAACCUACAAAUCAAUCGGUAAUAUUCACUUCGAAUGGUGGUACUAUGACUGGUUCAACGAUGAUGGCAUAUGUUGGUGGUAAACCUAAACCAAAUCUUCUUUCACAUUUGGCUACGCCAACCACAAACAACACAGCCAAACAUAUUAUUGUACAUGAACAAUAUAAACAAUUGGAUCCUGAUUCUUUGAUCGAAUCAAAUACGAUGACAGGAAAUAAUUGUAAAUUAAACAAUAAUGACUAUAAUAAUCAUCAUAUGGAUGCAUCAUCAGAUUCGCCAUUAUUCAACAAUAAUUCAUCAUCAUCUUCUUCUUCUUCAUCAUCAUCAUCAACAAGAUCAAAAAAAUCUGCCCAUUUAUCAUCUGGUCGUAAUAAUAAUAGUAAUAGUAAAGUUCGUACAUAUUCUGUGCAUGGUCAAAAUCGUUCAGUAAAUUCUAUACAAAAAGUUGGAGUUUUAUGUCGUAAACAUCGUAUUCGUUUGUUUCGACGUGUACCGGAAUUGGUCAUCACAAUGUUAUUGCCUGCAUUAGAAGUAGCUCUUUUUUGUCUUUGUAUGGGACGUGAUCCAACAUCAGUACAGAUGGCUGUCUGUAAUCAAGAAGAUCCUCCAUUUCUUAGUCUUAUGUUUCUCAAGUCAAUUGAUUCGGAUUUUAUUUCAUUGAAAUAUUAUCGAACACCAGAAGAAGCUAUAGAUUCCGUUCGGAAUGCCGAUACUUAUUCGGCUAUAGUUCUGGGGAAAAAUUUUUCACAUGUUCUUAAUCGUUUCGGUAGAAUGGGUGGAGUUAUACCGGCAAAUUUAGGACGUUUACCGCUUCUUGCUCAGCAGCAAUUUUCGACACAAACGACGACGACAACAACAUCGAUUGCACCGCCAAUAUUAGGUUAUACACAGCCAAAUGGUAAAAUGAUAACGAAUACUAAUGAACCAGUACCGCCAUUAAUGACACCUUAUAUUGCGCCAUCACAACCAACACAAUCAAUGUUGAAAACACCUUCCAUGUUAGUUGAUGAUAAUGAUGAUAAUGAAAAUUCCGGAUUACGACGUUUAAAACGUAACAUUUCUGAUCUACUCACGACUACAGCAGUAACACAAUCUACCACUGAUUCUAUUAUUACUGCACCAGAUGAUGAUGAUUCAAUUAUUCGAAUCUAUUAUGAUGGUUCGAAUGCAUUACAUGUCAACAUAAUUCGUCGUGAAGUUUUUAGUGCAUUGUUUAAAUUUGUUGAAAAUGCUGGUAAAAUUUUCGGUGGUCAGAUGAGUUCGAUAAAAUUGCCAAUCAAAUUUGAAAAACCAAUCUAUGGAGGCGAAAAGACCGAUAUGGUUGAAUUUGUUGGUCCUGGUCUAAUGGUUUUCAUUGUAUUCUUUGCGACAAUGUCUAUCACAUCGAUGGCUUUUCUUUCGGAACGUCGUGAAGGUACAUUGGAACGUUCAAUGAUUGUUGGAAUGACACCAACCGAAUUUAUUAUUGCUCAGAUUAUCAAUAUAACAUUUUUAUUGAUCGUACAGAUUAUAUUGACCGUUGUUAUGGGUUUCUGGAUAUUUGAUUUUCCAAUGAAAGGUUCAUAUGUAUUAGCCAUUGCCAUGAUGUUUCUACAAGGUCUUUGUGGAAUGACAUUUGGUCUAAUGUUAUCAGCUAUUUGUACAAGCGAAAUGACAGCAUUAGCAUUAGGAGCCGGAUCUCAGCUAAUGUUCUGUUUUAUAACCGGUAUUUUUUGGCCAGUCGAAACAAUGAUUGCAUUACUUCGUUAUAUAUCUUAUGCAAUGCCACAAACAAAACCAAUGGAAUCUUUUCGUCAUAUAUUGAUACGUGGUUUUGAUCUAUCCAAACCGGCUGUAUUGAAUGGUUAUUUAAUAACAGUGGCAUGGAUUGCCUUUUUUCUUAUAUUAGCCAUCGUCAUAUUUCGUGUUCGAUAAAAAAAAAUUUUUUUUUUCAUUGUUAAUCAUUUAUGAUCUUGCCACUUAUUAAUAAUAAUGAUGAUUUUCAAAGUGCCCGACCAAAUUUUUUUUCUUUUUCUCAUUUUGAUGUGACCAUUAUGAUCGACAAACCGACAUUUAUACACUUACACACACAUCCUGGAUUCUUUUUAUUUCUCUUUUAUUGUUUGUUUGAUUGAUUGAUGCUUAAUACAUUGCAAUCAAUCAUAUUUUCCUUUCCUUUUUGUCCCUCAAACAUCCACUUCCCCCAACAUAAACUAUUAUAGAAAUAUUUUUUUAAAAAAACAUUCUAAAUGAUUAGCAAAUUUUUUUUCAAAUAUUAACUUCUAUAUAAUAAAAAAAUAAUAAUAAUUGA